AUGGACCGACGCAUAAUCUCCCAUGAUCGUUCGCGGUCCCAGAUCACUGUGCGCCACAAGCUCCUCGAUCGAGAAGUAUACAGCCAAGUGCUCAACAAGGGCGACGUCUACUGUGGAUGUGUCUUGUUGCUGGACGAGAGCCACCGGUGCAAGUCCCCUGCGUGGCACAUCAGGGUGUUGGAGCUGUCCCUCGAGGGUAAGGCAACGCCUCAUGCCGAGGUUGCGGAGUGUCAUCCUUUUUGGAACGCGUCGGGUCUUGAAUUUCUCUGCUGCUCGUUGCGGCCGUAUGUGGUGACCUGUGUCGACUCAGGGGGCUUCUGGGCUGUGCCCCUUCAUACCUACGACCUCACCAAUGCAAGCGACAAGAUCAAGAGCCAACACCUCAGUAUCGUUGAUAAAGAUGCCACACCCGAACAGCAGACCGAUACCGAGCCCCUCGUCAUCUACAUGAAGGGAUAUUUCGUCCAAGACUUCCCCCAGAGAUCCGUUGUCCACUUCACGUCGCCACAUAAGUUUCAAUUUGGCUGCCAGGGCACACCCAUUGCCGUUCUCGAUGAGAAGAGCGCCAAUCGCCUCAGCAAGGGAUGGUUUGACGAACUCUGCCGUCCAGUGGUUCCUCCUCUCAGUCCUGCGGAAGGCUUGAGACAUGCCAAUGCAAUGUACGCCGAGCAGAUCCGGGCGACGUUGGAGUGUAGGAAUAGCAUCGGAGAGGGUGAUUCUGAAGACAGUAGAGAGCUCCAGGAGAUGUUGGCGAGAUGUGAGGAAGUCACAAGGAACGAUGAGGCGAGCCUCGAGCCACGCCGCGAUCAGGCUGAUGCCGCAAGUUCGCUGGACUCCCAGACAGCACUUCAGACUACUGGCGCCGAUGAUGCUGACGAGCAACUCAACCCUGUUCGAGAAGACAUGUCAGCCAAGGAACAACUGUCGGACAAUCCAUUCGAUAAUGACGAUGACGUCUACAAGUACUGGGUUCUUUGGGACCAGGAGGACGAGGAAGAAGGUGUUUUCGAUGAGAUCAUCAAGGGUCUCACAUUAACUGACUCGGGCCGCCGCAAUGCCCAGCGGGAGCUGGCGAGAUGGGUCGCGAAGAUGGCCGAGGAUGUCCCUGCCGUCGCUGGCAUUUCCACGGAGCCUCAUUGA
Messenger RNA from Cyphellophora attinorum, 1140 nucleotides. RefSeq lists its product as uncharacterized. NCBI's taxonomy places the organism in Eukaryota, Fungi, Ascomycota, Eurotiomycetes, Chaetothyriales, Cyphellophoraceae. Bases 1 to 1140 code for a protein of 379 amino acids. The transcript is spliced from 2 exons. The record is from RefSeq and is a predicted model, not a curated record.